AUGGAUGUUAGACAAGAAUCCCAUCAAGAUGAGGACUGUGUGAUGAAUGGGGAACUGAUACCAGCAUCCGGGAAAGAUGAGAGCCCUUUGACACAUGACCUUACCAUCACUGCGACCACUGCCACUACCCCUACAAAGAAAAUCGAGGACAAUUGUAACAGCACUGGACUCACAACCAUCAAAAAUGUGUAUAAUUCUGGCUCCAAUGAAACAGGACACUUAGAUCCCAGCAUGAGCAAUGAAUCCUUAACACACAUGGAAUCUAGAAUAGACCAAGUUUUGGACACUGAUGAUUCAAGUAAAAUCAGACUGAAUGGACUGGCUGUUGACAGUACUGUGGAAUACACCAGCAGCUGUAAACUAAAGGACGACAGGGUUGACAGCAGUACGACUGAUGCUGUGAAUGGGUCAAUAGCCAAUUCACCUGAUGAAACUCUAAAUGUCGGUAACAGCGAUGAGGGUGUUAGACAACAUGGAUUUGCACGUGCCCCUCGCCAUCGACCUGCCAGGUCCACCUUGGCCUCUGCAUGCAACAUCCUGCGUGCUGUGAACAGGGGCUGCAUGUACGCUGUGGGAGAAACGCCAGCCAUGGUGGGAGGACUGGUGCUCACCAUCCUCUUCUGCGUGACUAUGAUCAUAAUCUUUGCUGCUACACAUAGGGAUGUCAGAGUGCAUGUUGGAGCUCUCUCUGUGUUGGGUGUGGUGCUGUGCUUGAGCGUUGCCCUGCUGGUGGCGUUACCAUGGUUUCGAGUGAUGCGACGCUGCGGUGGGGUUCUGGCUCUCUUCGUCUGGGCAUUGCUGUACAUCACCGCUAUGGUCUUCGCCUUCACAGGGGGUCCGGUGUCCGCCUGGGAGCAGGUCGCGUUCUUCCUCUUCCUCUCAUUCUCUGUCUACUCUGUGCUUCCUCUCUCCCUGCUAUGGGCUCUCAUUUUUGGAAUCGGUACCAGCGUGUCUCAUAUCAUCAUCUUCAGCAUCUACAUGAGUGUCACGGCGCCCGGCACAACGGACCUGGCCGUGCAGCUGGUGGCCAAUGCCGUGUUGUUCCUGUGUGUGAACUGCGUGGGUGCGUUCCACCGAGGGCUCACUGAACGCGCCAACAAGAAGUCCAUGCGAGAGCAGCAGAACUUCAACCAGGUCCGCAUGCAGAUGGACUUACAGAAAAGACAACAGGAGCAUCUCCUGCUUUCCGUGCUGCCGCGCUACAUUGUCCUGGAGCUGAAAACGGAGGAGAUUAAGCGUCUGUCGAAGAAACCCUCCAAUGAGGAGAUCAGGCAGAACUUCCACAGCUUGUACAUCCGACAGCACAAGCACGUCAGCAUCCUCUAUGCCGAUAUCGUGGGCUUCACCAAGCUGGCCAGCAGCUGCACGCCCGAGGAGCUGGUUGCAGUCCUCAACAAACUUUUUGGUAAAUUUGAUGACAUUGCAAAGAAGAAUAAGUGCCUGCGUAUCAAGAUCCUGGGGGACUGCUACUACUGUGUGUCCGGUCUGCCUGAUCCCAUCCCUUCCCAUGCCUGCAACUGUGUGCAGAUGGGUCUGGACAUGUGCACCGCCAUCAACAACCUGCGGGAGGCAACGGGGGUCGAGAUCAGCAUGCGAGUGGGCGUGCACUCCGGGAACGUGCUCUGCGGUGUUAUAGGCAAGGAGAAGUGGCAGUACGAUGUCUGGUCGCAUGACGUCACCUUGGCCAAUCACAUGGAGUCCGGAGGUCUACCUGGGCGGGUGCACAUCACCGAGGAAACGCUGGACAACCUGGGUGGGGCGUACAAGGUGGAGGAGGGCAAUGGAGCUAGUCGGGACCCCUACCUUGAGGGCAGGAAGACAUACUUGGUCUUAGAUCCAAAGAUAAAGAGUGCCACACCGAGGAACCUUGAAGCUCCCAGGGUCUUUGACAGGAGGCUCAGGGCUUCGGUCAGGAUGUCGAAGUACCUGCAGUCCUGGAAGGCGGUGAGCCCUUUCUCAGUGCUCAACCAGCCUGCGGAGCCUAAGACCAAACCCACAGCUCACUCCACUGCCUAUGCAGAGCCACCGCACCUGGAAGGGCAAACCACUCAGACAGAUCCCACAAGUGAAUACAGUGUGUCCCCCCAGGGCUUGGAGGACGGACAAAGUGACACCUUAGAAACACUGGAUCUCAAAGAGCAGGGGAAAAGAAAGCUGAAGCUCAACUGGUUGACUCUGUACUUCAACACCUGGAAAAUGGAGAAGGAGUACCGCCUUCUGGAGAUGAUGGAGCUCUAUCUGUCUGUGAGCUGCAUGGCUCUGAUUUUCAUCACCCUCUUUGUGGUCCAAAUGCUCACCUCCCAGAAGAACGUUACCCUGGGUGUCUCCUAUGGUAUCACCUUUGUGGCGUUAGCUGUGCUUCUUCUCAUCGUCUUCACAGGGCACAUGGAGCGCUGGAGACCCAAGAUGUCGGAGGGCAUUCAGUGGGUGCUCUCUCUGUCGCAGGGAGUCGCCAAAAUGGCAGCACUGCGGCUCUUCCUGGUUAUCCUCUGCUUGCUCAUCACACUGAUCAUGGCCAUUCUCAACUUCUUCUUUCUUCCAGACCACGGCUGUGCCAAUAUCUCCCAUAAUGCAACAUCACUAGAUUCCUUCAAAUUCUACACUGCACCUUACUACCUGUAUUGCUGCCUGCUAGCCAUGUUGGGUGUGGUAGUGUUUAUUCGAACAUGCCAGGAGGUCAAGGUGCUUCUGCUCACCAUGGCUUUGCUGGUCUACCUCGUCCUAUUUCUCUACGUCUACGUCUGCCGCUCCGACCACUAUAUGCACCAGCUCUACAACGAAACCAGCCAGCCUGGUGUCUUGAAGGAGCCCAAGAUUAUGGCAGGGGUCUGGCUCUUCAUGUUCUACUUUGUUACCUUAAUACUGGUGCGAAAGGAUGAGCUGGCUUGCCGUAUGGAGUUCCUUUUGCAGCAGUGCUUUGUGAAAGAAAAAGAGGAGACUGAAACUAUGGAGAACAUCAAUGAGAAUCUCUUGCACAAUGUCCUUCCUGCCCACGUCGCUUCAGUCUUCAUUGGAAAAAAACGCAACAAUCAGGAUCUGUACAGUCAGUCCUGUGAGUGUGUUUGCGUGAUGUUCGCCUCGGUGCCCCAGUUCAAGGAGUUCUACAACGAGAGCAACGAGAACAGAGACGGGCUGGAGUGUCUUCGCCUUCUCAAUGAGAUAAUUGUUGACUUUGAUGAGCUCCUGUCUAAGCCAAAGUUUAGUGGUGUGGAGAAGAUUAAAACCAUUGGCAGCACCUACAUGGCAGCUGUUGGACUGACUGUCCCAGAUGCUGGGAUGGAGAAGAAGGAGUAUAAUGUCGCUAGUCGCCAUGUGAGAACAAUGGUAGAGUUUGCCAUUUCUCUAAGGACGAAGCUGGAGCAGAUCAACACACACUCAUUCAAUGACUUCAAACUCCGAAUUGGAAUAAAUUACGGUCCGGUAAUUGCUGGGGUGAUCGGAGCCCACAAACCUCAGUAUGACAUCUGGGGCAAUGCUGUAAAUGUGGCCAGCAGGAUGGAGAGCACUGGGGUCCUGGACAAGAUUCAGGUGACUGAGGAGACAGCAGAGGUGGUGCAGUCUCUGGGGUACGGUGUGACACUACGAGGAGUGAUCAUGGUAAAGGGGAAGGGGGAGCUCACCACUUACUUCCUCAAUACGGACCACGAACCAGUCACUCCGACACUGCUGACCCCAGAUGAGUUACCAAUCAAAAGUUAACCAUUGCUGGUUACACCAUCGCUACACACCCCAGAUCAGUGACCUGAUGACCACUGAAAAUUUGACCCUGUAUUUUUCUGUAUGUCAGCUGACACACUUGGUCCAUGAAUGACACAAAACGUCCACAUGACAUCGAAGAUGUGGCGUUGAGUUCAAGAGCCUGGGCACUGUAACCUGAAGUAUGUGGAUUCAAAUCCAAGGAUAAAUGAAGGACACCUUUUUGAGUCACUUAAAAAACCUCAAGUGUCAUGGAUUAAAACUGUGAGCAAGGACCAAGAAAGUAAAAAAAAAAAAACUCAUAUAUCUAUAUAUAUAUUUCUAUAUAUAUAUAUCAGAGCGCUGAAAAAACACAUGGAAUAAUUGUAAGAUUGUUUUUGCUGAUUCUAAGCCCUUUCUUGCAAAACUUAAUUUUUUUGUCUUGAUGGAAUAAGAGUGACAUAAGAAUAUGUUUCAGAUUAUUUAAAUGGCUUAUAAACAUGUUUCUUUUAUCACAAAAGCAAAUAAUUUAUCCGCCUAUUACGUGUCUCCUCUAGUAAAAACUGCAUCUCUGUGAGAUAAAUUGUGCAAUACUUCCCUGUAAAUAGUGUUACCGGGUAAUG
Molecule: messenger RNA, 4298 nt
Organism: Scleropages formosus (Asian bonytongue)
Lineage: Eukaryota; Metazoa; Chordata; Actinopteri; Osteoglossiformes; Osteoglossidae
Product: adenylate cyclase type 2-like
Exons: 25
Coding region: 1-3699 (1232 amino acids)
Biological process (GO): cAMP biosynthetic process; adenylate cyclase-inhibiting G protein-coupled receptor signaling pathway; adenylate cyclase-activating G protein-coupled receptor signaling pathway
Cellular component (GO): plasma membrane
Molecular function (GO): adenylate cyclase activity
Source: RefSeq, a predicted model, not a curated record